AUGCUACUUCCUUCAGCGCCUUUUUUUGUACCGAUCGUUGUCAUCAUUAUCAUCUUUGUUGCAUCCGUGAUGUUUUAUAUAUUCGUACACAAUGCUCAAAAACGAAGAAAACGUAUAUUUCGGGAGCAUGAGCAACGAAUGCGUCGGCAAAUGGAUGACUGGGAGCAACAUAUCAAUGGACGAGGACAACAACAACAAACAGCAUCAAUGCCGGCUCAACUACAACAACAACAUGAUGGCGAGUUACCGCCGCCAUCUUAUGCACAAGCUACUUUACAAUCAACAGCAACUCCAAUUUCAGAACGAACGGAUCACCAAGCAAUAGCUAUACCACCGCCAGCGUAUAAAGAUCAUCGACAAGAUACCCGUGUGCGAUAA
Lichtheimia ornata is the source of this 378-nucleotide messenger RNA. RefSeq lists its product as uncharacterized. The record is from RefSeq and is a predicted model, not a curated record. The transcript is spliced from 2 exons. Lineage: Eukaryota; Fungi; Mucoromycota; Mucoromycetes; Mucorales; Lichtheimiaceae. Bases 1 to 378 code for a protein of 125 amino acids.